Molecule: messenger RNA, 1592 nt
Organism: Doryrhamphus excisus (bluestripe pipefish)
Lineage: Eukaryota; Metazoa; Chordata; Actinopteri; Syngnathiformes; Syngnathidae
Source: RefSeq, a predicted model, not a curated record
UUGUGUAGCACUAGCUUAUUCGUUUGUGACUUUCGACGUUUUUAUUGAUGAUUUCUGAAAUUCUGGACGCGAUUAAGGCAUUAAAAUGCCAUACUGCGUGGCUGUAAACUACUUAUAUAUGCAUAUACACUGCGUACGCUGAGCUGUUGCUAAGUUGUGCUACACAAAAUGGCGGCGUGUGUUGUGUCCGGACGUCUUUCUAGUUCUGUGAAUGGACACUGAGUAUCACGUGACUUUUCGAAUGUCCGGCGCGUUGCCGCAUGAUGACAGAAAAAAUGGUGAAAAAGAAGCUAAUUAUUAACUCAAGUAGUCAGUGUUUGUGUGUGUUUGUGUGUGUGAGAUAAUUUGACAACCUAACAGAAGUUCAACAAGGAGGAGGCGGAUGAUGAUGAUGGCGGCGAACGGACACAUAUUGUACAGGUACUCUGCUGUGAGUCUGCGCCAAGUGGCCAGGAGGUUUUCCCAGAGCGCCGACAAAAGCUGGUUCCGUUCCCUGUUUGUGCACAAAGUGGAGGCCAGGCAAGACGCCCACUCCAACCUGCUGUCAAAGAAGGAGACCAGCAACUUGUACAAAAUCCAAUUUCACAACGUGAAACCAGAGUGCCUAGAAGCCUACAACAGUCUGGAGGCCGAGGUGCAAACGAGGCUCCAUCAGGAUCAGGACUUUCCAUGUGAGGUUGUAGGGAGCUGGAACACCUGGUAUGGAGAGCAGGACCAAGCGGUGCACCUGUGGCGCUACAGAGGGGGCUACCCUGCCCUGACGGAAUGCCUCAACAAGCUCAAAGUUAACAAGGAAUAUUUGGAAUUUCGUAAAGAGAGGGCCAAAAUGCUGAAUUCCAGGCGGAAUCAGCUGCUCUUGGAGUUCAGCUUCUGGAAUGAACCUCUUCCCAGACCGGGACCAAACAUCUACGAAAUGCGGACGUACUACCUCAAGCCUGGGACCAUGAUCGAAUGGGGCAAUCACUGGGCGAGGGCGAUCAGGUACCGGCAGGAGAACAACGAGGCAGUGGGCGGCUUCUUCUCGCAGAUGGGUGACUUGUACGUGGUCCAUCACUUAUGGGCAUAUGAGAACCUCCAGUCUCGAGAGGAAACCAGGAACUCGGCCUGGCUCAAGGAGGGAUGGGAUGCCAACGUGUACUACACUGUGCCACUCAUCAGGAGCAUGGAGUCCAGGGUGAUGAUUCCCACCUCCAGUUCCCCGUUGCAGUGAAGACUGAAACUGCUGCCUCAGCAAGCUCCUACCUCCGCGUCGCCAAUAACGGAUUCUACGCUCGUUGGCCACAGCAUUAGGUACACCUGGACAAGAGCUUUAAAUGUUGUCUUCAUUGGCACGUCAUUCUAAUAUUGUGACCCUCUGUGUCAGUCCAACGUGAACCUUAUUAUCUCCAUUUUUGGACUGGGUGUCAUUUAGAUUGUGUACCUAAUGAAGUGGCCGGGUGAGCUUUUAUUUGCACAGCGAUGUCAAACACUAGAAACUAACAUGACAUGUUUUUUUUUUUAAAUGUCUUUUGUAAUGAUGGGACAGUCUCCAUGCUUCACUUUUUCAACUGAAGGGAUGUGAAGUGUCUGCCAUAAUAAAAGCUGAGAGAAUC